Amphibalanus amphitrite is the source of this 1569-nucleotide messenger RNA. Its product is annotated as 52 kDa repressor of the inhibitor of the protein kinase-like. Bases 1 to 1569 code for a protein of 522 amino acids. NCBI's taxonomy places the organism in Eukaryota, Metazoa, Arthropoda, Thecostraca, Balanomorpha, Balanidae. The transcript has a single exon. Gene Ontology annotation, molecular function: protein dimerization activity. The record is from RefSeq and is a predicted model, not a curated record.
AUGCUGGUGCAGGAAGAAAUCGUUAAGAAAGUCAACAAGAGUGGGAUGUGGACAAUCAUGGCCGAUGAAACCACAGACAUGGCGAACCGCGAACAGAUGGUAUUGGUCGUCCGGUACGUCGAUGCAACUGACGACGGAUUCGUGAUCAGAGAGGAUCCCAUCGCCCUGAUGGACGUGAUGACCACACUCCGACAGUCUUCCGAUGCGACCGAGAUCAAGCUCUCAGGAGCUAACCUGGCCAAAGUUCUUGUGGGAAAGGUUGAGAACCUGCGUCUUGAUAUGUCAAAGCUGGUGGGCCAGUGCUACGACGGCGCAGCGUCGAUGUCGAGUGAAAAAGUCGGCGUCGCGGCCUGCGUAAAAGAAAAGGCCCCUCUGGCGGACUACUUCCAUUGCGCAGUUCACGCAGUCAACCUUUCAACGUCGCUCAUCAGGAAAGUGGCUGUCGUGAGGAACGGACUGGAUGCCAUGGAGGCAGCCAUCACCUUCCUAACGGACGGUGCCAAGAGGGGCGAUCUCAUCCAGGCGAUGCGCAAGGAAGCUCUGGGUGAUGCCUGUCAACAAAAGCUGGUAAAGCUGUGUCACACACGGUUUGUUGAGCGCCACCUCGCCGUUCAGCGCUUUUGUGAACAGCUGCCGGCCAUCAACCGUGCCCUCGAAGCGAUGGCGACCUGGGACGACAGCCGGUCCAGCUCAAAAGCGACGCUGGUCCUGAACACCAUCUCGAAGACAGAGUUCCUUGUGGGUGUGUUCAUCGCAGAACGCCUCGCCGGGAUACUGAAACCCCUGGCUGCCUCCCUCCAAGAACAAGGAGCUGAUCUGAUGAAGGCUCUCGACCUGAUCGACGCCGUGAAGCAUGUCAUAAAAGAGCAACGGCAAUCCAGUGAAGAACAGUUCACUUCUGUGAUGGAACGAGUCGAAUCGGCAGCUCAAGAGCUGCAUGUGGAGCUGAAAAAGCCGCGUCUCGUGAGCAGAUCGGCGCACAGGGGAAAUACCGGUGACGAUGAUGAUAGCGUCACUGAGUACUACCGUCUCAACGCAUUCAUCCCAGCCCUUGACUACGUGCUCCAGGAUCUCGAGCUGCGCUUUGGGAAACAUGUCAACCUGGUGGCAGGGCUGGGCGUCCUCAUCCCAAGGCGGCUGGCGAGGAGCGGUGCUGAAUGGAAGCUGCUGCAGCCAGCACACGCCAAGCUCCAGCAGCUCCUAGAGGGUGUGACAGAGUCUCAGCUAGAGGCUGAGCUUCGAGUGUGGGAAGCCAUGUGGAAGAGCAGGCCAGAGGCCCCAGGGACGGCAAUCGGGGCGCUGAAUGAGUGCCCGGUGACCGUCUUCCCUGGCAUUCACGCUCUUCUGCGGGUGCUGGCAGUGCUCCCCGUCUCCACCGCAGAAGCAGAAAGAACGUUCUCAAAAGUGACUCGGACCCUCACUGCUCUGAGGGCGAGCAUGCGUGAAGAGCGCCUCGAGGCGCUGGUGCUCAUUCAGACACACCGGGACCUGCUCCCAGACUACGGCAAGGUGGUCGACCGGUUCGCCGCUGCAGGGUCUCGGCGACUCAACUUCCUGCUGCGCCUGUAG